UAAUUGAAGUUUCUUUAGUUUCUUCGGCGGAGCUCGCGCGCAGUGUUGUCCGAUCCGCGAAGGGAUUAAAUACACAGCAGCGGGGACAAUGUUUUCCAGGAGCCUGAACCUGUGCAUGAGCCUGUGCUUGUGGAUUACGGCGUUGACGAGCCCGGGAAGUGUGUCCGCGAGGAAGCAGGACGACUCUUUCUUCACUGCCAGCAUUUACCGAGCAAGAUGCGCCUCGAGAUGCCUCAGUCUGCACAUCACUCGCAUCUCUGCUUUUUUCAAGCACUCCCAGAAUAAUGGGUCCUUGGUUUGGUGCCAGAAUCACAAGCAGUGCUCCAAGUGCCUGGAGCCCUGCAAGGAAUCCUGGGACCUGAAGGAAAACCAGUGCCAAGAUUUAUGUGAGCCCCUUUUUCCCAAGAAGCAUUAUGAGUGUCUAACAAGCUGCGAGUUCUUGAAGUCAGUGGAGGGAGUAAAGCAAGGCGACUGUCCUGCUCCGGAGAAGGCCAGCGGCUUUGCUGCAGCCUGUGUGGAAAGCUGUGAGGAGGAUGGAGAGUGCUCAGCAGUCAAGAAGUGCUGCUCUAAUGACUGUGGCCACACCUGCCAGAUGCCCAAGAAUCUCUACAAAGGAGUCCCCUUGAAGCCGAGGAAGGAGCUGGUGUUUGUGGAGCAGCCGUCAGGGCAGCUGGAGAUCCGCUGGUCUUCCAAGUUCAACAUCUCUGUGGAGCCCGUCCUCUAUGUGGUGCAGCGCCGCUGGAACUACGGCAUCCAUCCCAGUGAGGAUGAUGCCACUGAGUGGCAAACUGUGGCACAGACUGCAGAGGAGCGCAUCCAACUGGCUGACAUCAGAGCCAGCAGAUGGUACCAGUUCAGAGUUGCAGCAGUCAAUGUCCACGGGACCCGCGGCUUCACUGCACCCAGCAAACACUUCCGCUCCUCCAGAGAUCCAUCUGCCCCUCCCAGCCCUACCAGUCUGCAUGUUACCAAUGUGACGAUAGACGAUGAAGGCUUGGUGACAGUUCGUCUCAACUGGACUUUGCCCGAGGAGCCGGAUAUUCCCAUACAUCACUACAAAGUGUUCUGGAGCUGGACGGUGCCCACCAAGUCGAUGGUACCAUCCAAGAAGAAAAGGAGAAAGACCACCAAUGGGGCUCAAAACUGGGUGGAUCUGGAGGGACUGCAACAAAACAGCAGUUACACUGUGGAGCUGCAAGCUGUCACAUACUGGGGACAGGUGCGACUGAAGAGCUCCAAGGCUUCUCUCCACUUCAGCACCACACAGAAUAAUGAAUCAGCAAAAUCGGUGCUUAAGUCAAAGAAGGAGGAUGUAUCCCCUCUCAGUUCAACCCUGGUCAAACACCCCUCUGGCCCUCUUGAAGUUGGCACGCCCUUCUACCAGGAUGGUCAGCUGCAGGUCCGUGUCUACUGGAAAAAACGAGGAGAUCCUGCCGUGAGUCGCUACCACGUCCAGUGGAUGCCCGAGUACUGCAGCCACAAUGAGACCCGAGGACCAGAGAAAUCCGUCACGCAGGAGAACUACAUCAAUCUCCCAGGUCUGCUUUUCUCCUGCAAAUACAAAGUCACCGUUCACUUGCUAAAGUCCAAGAGACGCUCCAAGGACGAGAGCACCACCUUCCUGACCCCAUCCUGCGCCACCCUACGGAGCAAGACUCACAAACACAUUCCCUGCUCGGGGGAAGGAGCUUCGGGGCCACCAAAGGUUUUGGCUAAGCCGGAGAACCUGACUGCCUCCUUUUCCAUCAAUGAUGGAAACAUCACUGGUAGCUUCUUAUGGCGUGUGUCCAGGGUGGCUCCUCAUCAGCGAAUCACAGGCUUCCAGGUCACUUGGGCUGAGAUCAACACAGAAAGCCGGCAAAAUAGCCUGCCCAACAGCAUCAUCUCCCAGUCCCAGAUCCUGCCUCCGGAUCAUAACUUACUUGUGGUGUCCAACCUGCGGCCCACCACCUACUACAGACUGGAGGUACAGGUCAUAACAACUGGUGGAGAAGGUCCCGCCACUGUCAAGACCUUCCAGACCCCAAACAUAUUACCCAUCAUACAACACCGACCCAGACUUCGGCAGCACCACUCUCAUCAUCAGAAGCCAUCAGUGGAGAGACACUGAGUUUGUGACUGGAGGCAAACCCAACAGGGCGACGUACCGGUGGCUCUCUGCUUCUGUCUGCCAGGGAAGGAAUGUGUGGAACCAAACAGACACACAGCGCACCAGACCAUGAAACUGACUCCCUCCCCUCCUCACCUCUGCUCAUGAAAUAUGGGUCUAUUUUCUUCAGGCUCCACAGCACGUCUGCUCUUCCUUCUUAACCCCUCACUCUUGACUUAAACGUCACCGGACGGGUUUGUGUGUACAGUGAAAUUUAUACUGCGAUCUCUCAUAUUCUACGUCUGUUAGUGCACAGCUCCCCAACUCAUCCCAGGCUCAUAAGGAAGUGAUGAAAUUCCUGCUAAAAUAUGAUCCAAGAACUUCAAAAUUUGUUGUGAUCCAGCUGUCACUGCGCACAACAAAAAGACCUUUGAUUGGACUGGGUAAAUACAUGGUUGAAAGAAACACACUUGCGUUGGAAACUUGAUUGAAGAUGGUUGGAUGGCAGGGAAUGCCAGAACUUCUGUUUAGUCAUGAAGAAGAAAAAUAAGAAAAGAAAAAGUAGAAAUGCAUCUAUUUAUUUUGUGUUACCCAUUAAAGAGGCGUUUAGACAUACAGUCUGUACUGAUGGAUAAUGUAACUAAAGUUAUUGUUGUCUAACCCAGAAUAUUCCACGUAGUAUGUUGCAUGUAGUACAUUUGAUUUUUGAGCUGUAAAUGAAUUACUUGCUUCAAAUUGAAAGCUCGUAAUGGUUUUGCAUGACAACCAUUCUGUUGGCAUGAAAUAACGUCUGUGUUCCUUCUUUUCACUAUGUUAGCAAUCUUUCAUUAACAGAUUAACAAAGAAUUAUAUUGGAAGUAAUAUGUAAUGUUUAUUAAUGAAAUUAUAACUUGUGUGGAAAUGAUGAAUUGUACAUGUUCUUGGCUGUAGAAAUAUUUGUCGUGAAGCAGUCAGUGAAUGUCUAUAUUUAUUUAUGUGUGUAUUACAAAGUUUGAUUUGGAUGUGUGUGAAUGUGUAUGUUUUUGUGUGCUGUAGUCUCCAAUUCUCCAAUUGACCUGGCAACAAAAAACCAACAAAAAAUCUUGUAAAGACGUUUUGUAAAAAUGGAAUUGUAAAUACAGUCUUAUGUUACAUGUUAUUUUUCCAUGGUAGAAACUGUACAAACCUAAGUAAUAAAAUAAUCCUCAAUCUGU
Molecule: messenger RNA, 3282 nt
Organism: Melanotaenia boesemani (Boeseman's rainbowfish)
Lineage: Eukaryota; Metazoa; Chordata; Actinopteri; Atheriniformes; Melanotaeniidae
Gene: anos1
Product: anosmin-1
Exons: 14
Coding region: 89-2110 (673 amino acids)
Biological process (GO): neuron differentiation
Cellular component (GO): cell surface; extracellular region
Molecular function (GO): protein binding; peptidase inhibitor activity
Source: RefSeq, a predicted model, not a curated record